This is a messenger RNA of Oncorhynchus tshawytscha (Chinook salmon), 3394 nucleotides long. Its product is annotated as guanine nucleotide-binding protein G(q) subunit alpha. Gene Ontology annotation, molecular function: G protein-coupled receptor binding; GTPase activator activity; G-protein beta/gamma-subunit complex binding. Gene Ontology annotation, biological process: adenylate cyclase-modulating G protein-coupled receptor signaling pathway; phospholipase C-activating dopamine receptor signaling pathway; action potential. The transcript is spliced from 8 exons. The coding region runs from base 307 to 1383 and encodes 358 amino acids. Gene Ontology annotation, cellular component: heterotrimeric G-protein complex. Lineage: Eukaryota; Metazoa; Chordata; Actinopteri; Salmoniformes; Salmonidae. The record is from RefSeq and is a predicted model, not a curated record.
UUCACAUAGGGUCCAGUCAGAGUACACUGUAUUCUGUACCUAAUGAAAUUACAGAUGGGACAAGCAAAGGGGACAAUAGAAAAAAUAUAACGUUAAGCAAUGCAUCUUCAAUGAAGACAAAUUCAAAAGGAACAUAUUGUGGUAUGGGAUUAUUUUUUGUUACUCCUGUGGAAUAAUGGAAUUUCGUUUUUUAUACAUUUAUGGUGAUAUGGAGUAAAAGUCCGCCAUAUUCACUCACCACACCCGGAGUUCAACUAUUGGAGGCCUACCUCCUCGACCCCAAAAGUAAGUGUUAUCAAGAGAGUCAUGACUCUGGGCUCCGUAGGGGCCUGUUGCCUCAGCGAAGAGGGAAAGGAGGCUCGACGGAUCAACGACGAGAUCGAAAGACAGCUUCGCCGGGACAAGAAAGACUCGCGCCGCGAGUUUAAGCUGUUGCUUCUCGGGACUGGUGAGAGUGGGAAGAGCACCUUCAUCAAGCAGAUGAGGAUCAUCCAUGGGACGGGCUACUCCGAGGAGGACAAGCGAGGCUUCACCAAGCUGGUGUACCAGAACAUCUUCACUGCCAUGCAGUCCAUGAUCCAUGCUAUGGAGACCCUCCAAAUCCCUUACAAGUGUGAAGACAACCAGGGCCAUGCAAAUAUUGUCAUUGAAGUGGAUGUAGAGAAGGUCACAAUGUUUACAAAUCCGUAUGUUGACGCCAUUAAGAGUCUAUGGAAUGACCCAGGGAUCCAGGAAUGCUACGAUCGGAAGAGGGAAUACCAGCUCUCAGACUCUGCCAAAUACUACUUGAAUGCACUGGACCGUAUAGCUGAGUCAUCUUAUGUCCCGACCCAGCAAGACGUGCUCAGGGUCAGGGUCCCUACCACAGGCAUCAUAGAGUACCCCUUUGACCUCCAGAGUGUGGUCUUCAGAAUGGUGGAUGUGGGUGGCCAGAGGUCCGAGAGGCGGAAAUGGAUCCACUGCUUUGAGAAUGUCACCUCCAUCAUGUUCCUGGUGGCUCUCAGUGAAUACGACCAGGUCCUGGUAGAAUCUGACAAUGAGAAUCGAAUGGAGGAAAGCAAAGCAUUGUUCAGGACAAUAAUAACCUACCCGUGGUUUAAAGAUUCCUCAAUCAUUCUAUUCUUGAAUAAGAUUGACUUAAUGCAGGAGAAAAUCUUGUUCUCACAUCUGGUGGAUUACUUCCCUGAAUAUGAUGGGCCCCAGCGGGACCCACAGGCAGGAAGAGAAUUCAUCUUGAAGAUGUUUGUGGACCUGAAUCCAGAUUGCGAUAAAAUCUACUCCCACUUCACCUGUGCCACCGACACGGAGAACAUUCGAUUUGUCUUUGCCGCCGUCAAGGACUUCAUUCUGCAGCUGAAUCUGAAGGAGUACAACCUGGUUUAAAGACUACAGCUGAAUCUGAAGUAGUACAACCUGGUUUAAAGGCUCCAGCUGAAUCUGAAGUAGUACAACCUGGUUUAAAGGCUACAUCUGAAUCUGAAGUAGUACAACCUGGUUUAAAAGCUACAGAUGAAUCUGAAGUAGUACAACCUGGUUUAAAGGCUCCAGCUGAAUCUGAAGGAGUACAACCUGGUUUAAAGGCUACAGCUGAAUCUUAAGUAGGUACAACCUGGUUUAAAGGCUCCAGCUGAAUCUGAAGGAGUACAACCUGUUUUAAAGGCUCCAGCUGAAUCUGGUAGUACAACUUGGAUUAAAGAAUCCAGCUGAAUUUUACGGAGUACAACCUGGUUUAAAGACUCUAGCCGACCGCAGUUACAGACUCUUUAAUGCAAUGUGAAGGAGUACAACCUUGUUUAAAGAUUCCAGCCCACCGCAGUUACAGACUCCAAAAGCUGCAGCCAGAGACCAGGGCCUGGAGCCAUAGUACAGAUAGACUACUUCAGUAUGUCUGGUUGUCUUUCACUAUGGUGAAACCCUACAGAGAAUUUACAUAAAUGACUGUAUUAUUUCAACUGUUCACCAAUGCAUUAUUUUUUUGUUUAUGGGUAUCUUUUGAUUUUGUUUACGAGGUGCAUCGUGAUGAUGAAUAUCACCGUGCCUUUUUGAGGAUAGAGGAUUCUGGUGUACAUUGAGAGUUAUUGAGAACUCUUUGUAAACCGUUUAAAACACAUUAUAACACAUUUCAUCAGAUGAGAGUUAAAAAGUGCUUUUAUGUGCCUAGUGUCUCUCUGAGGACUGUUGACCGACGGCUCUCUUGUCACAGAAAGUCUGGUGGACAUUUAGAUAACUGCUAUGAAUCACAUCACAUUACAUCCUCCAGCGGGUCAUAGUCACACUAGUGUUUCACCUAUAUGCAUUUAGCAGGGGUGCAUUGCCACUACAUAAAACAAUGUAGAUGUAUGCCCUCCCCACCUCACGCAGAAGGACCCCAUGAAGGCCCCAAACACUGCACAGUCUAUAAUGUGUUUUUUAUAUUGAGACGUGGUUUAAAUACAUUGUUUCCGUAUUUAAAAUGAGUAGUCAUUCUCUAGGUCAGAGGAUAGAAGAAACAGUCAUAAUCAUCACCUAGAACACGUAAACUAGUAAACAGCUAUUAUUUGCACAGUUGACACAUUUUGUUGUUUUUCUAUUGGUGUAUAGCUAAGUGUUGCCAAAUUAAUAUUACCUCUAUUGAUUGAACACCCUCUACAAAAGGGUGAAAUCUGACGCUGUACCAUCAAAUUUCAGCCAAAACGCAUUUGACUAUCAACACUUUUCAGUUGUGAUACUGGAUAUGUCAGCUACCAGUGUUAUAAAAUAAGCAUAUUAGCUCCCACUAAACAGUGCAUCUUGAUGCUGUUCCUCAUCCAAUGAGGGAUUGUUAUCAUAUUUACACAAGGUCUAUCGUUGAUACAUAACAUCUGCCUUUUGACAGUCCUUUGUUUUCUCAGUGGAGAUGUACUGUAUUGCUUUGGCACAGUUUCAGUUUAGGGAUUUUAAACUUUAAUGAGUUAUCGAAUCACUCUCUGGUUUCAAGAUUAUUUCUGAUAAGGGCUGAAAAUGAUUCCCCAUAUGUAGUAUAUGUCUCCUUGCACUUUGUAAAUACAAACUGAUACAGUGAUUUUCUGUUUUAAGGUCCUGUAAAAUGAAAAGUGUUGCAAUUGUUACCUGCUGAAUGAGAAUGUUGGGUCCAAUGACCUGCUUUGUACACAGGCAUUCAUUUCUUGAACUCAUUUUUUGAAUCAUAAAUAUGUAAUUUGAGAGUAAAAAUAAGAACUUACAUUUUUAUAUAAAUUAAAGAACUAAUCAAGGUUUUCGAUUUGUGUCAAUCUUCACACACCCUGACGUCAUGUGCCAUUUCAAAGUCUCGAUUGACAAUAAAGCAUAUAUAUUUCACAUUUAUGUCAAAUUAUCUUCGGAGCAAUUUUGUCCAUGUUUUGAAAUUAGGAGUGACGGAAUAAAUCAUUACAAUUUA